GGUGGGGGAGGGGAGAGCCGGCUGGCAGUGCCCUGGGGGACAGAAUUGGAGGCACAGUGAGUUGCCAGUGUGAUUUCAGUGCCCCGCCCCUCCAGGUCUUGCACGGGGCGGCUUUGCUGUCUCCCAGAAAGUUAGUAAACUCAGAACUGAGAGGCUCAGUGUGAGUUGCUUUCCUCCCACCGCAGUCUCCUGGCCCCUCCCGCUAGGGCAACUGGGGUUACCAGAAUAGUGGUUGUAUAUGAAUGUAUAUAAAUACUCCCCCCUCGCACGCAUUCCCUUUUUAAAAACAAGAAGUAGUAACCUACUAUUGCACAUGUGGUUUCUGGCUCUGGCUUUUUUAUCUUGGGCCAUGGCCUUGCAUUCCAUGUAUACAAAUCCGUGGAGGCUUCUCUGAUCUGGUCAGUUGAAAAGAAAACCUUAGGGCAGGGGAGAAUACUGCUCGUAAAGGGGUUGAAGCCUCUGCAGUGCCCAUGGUGGGCUUUAGGGGGGUCCACAAACCCUCUGACUGUGUAUGUAAAGUUGUGGAUGCAAAGGAAUCUUUCUGGAAAGAGCGACGGUGUCUUUCCAAGUGGCCUGUGGCCCCAAAAAGGCCAAAGCCACAGCUCUGGGUUAGAUGCGGAUUUACAGAGUAGAAGCUGGGGGCGGGGGUUAACCCAGCAGAGGGUGGAGCCCCUUGGCUCUUAGGCCCCCUGGGGGCUGCCCUGGCCGGGGCUGAGGGCAUGGGGUCCAGCUUCCAGCCCUGAUAACGUUUUUGGAAGAUGACUGGGACUUUCCUGCUCCCAAAGGAGCAUCCCCCUGCCAGCAGGGGGGUUCUGACCCUGAAAAUGGAGCAUGGGGCCUUCCUGGGAUCAGAGAACCCUAGUAGUCAGAGCUUGGAGGCCCUUAGCCUGGAUCAGUGGAAAUACCGAGGCCAGCGAGGGGCCAGCGGAUGAGUCCAAGGUCACCUGGCCAGGGGAAGCAGAGGUGGUUCCUGCCUGUGAUCUUGAGCUCAGUGAUCCUUCCCCUGCUAGAGAGGAAUGAAACUGGUAGGAGAGGCGCUCUGGAUGAAGUGGGGCUGCCCAUUGAUGCUUGCCUCUUGGUGUGUGGGUGAAGAAGAGAGGAUGCAUAGAGCAGAGGCCACAUCUCGGAUGGGGGUGUCAUCAUCACACUUCACGGCAUCCUGCAACAUCUCCUCCCUUGGCUGAAUCCUCACCCGAGGGCCCCAGGUAGCACUGGCCGCAGGGAAUUCUGAACCCAGCGAAGAACGCAGGGCCAAGAGGCUGUACUACAGGAUGUGACCGCUAGAGGGCAGCGGGCAAGCCGCUGCGGUGGCCCAGCCGCGGGAAGCUCUCGGGCUGGGAGAGGAGCGGAAGGAAGGGAAGGCACGGAGCAGAGGCCGGCCGGCGUGGCAGAGGUCUGGGCACCGCAGCCAGGGAGAGUGUCUGUCUAACCGUCAGUCAGUGAGAUCUGUUCUCACGUGCUUACUCGAGACACGAAGCGGACGAGACAUUUAAUGAUGAUAAUAGCAAUGUACAUUCAUUGAGUACUUACUUUGUGCCGGGCACUGGGUUAAUUAGUCCUCACAACAGCCUUGUUAAACUGAUCCCCCCUGUUCUGGUGAGAGAACAGAGGCACAGAGAGAUUCAGAAACCUGGUCAUCAGUGGGGCUCGUGCCAGAGCCCAUGUCCCAAGCACGCGGCUGUGCUGCAUUCUAUGCCUGGCAUUGACUAAAUGCUUUAAUUCUUUCAAUUCUUGCAACUGCUGCUGUGGUUGUACCCACUUUAUGGGUAGGGAAACUUCGGCGCAGAGACCUCUAGUGAAUCCAGGUCCACACACCUGCUCAGUGAUAUCCAGGUGGGUGUGGUUCCGUGGCUUGAGCCCUGAGCUACGAAUUCCAGUUCCCCAAUGGAGAGCUGUUUUUCACUCCCACCCUGUGCCCUAAUCUGAAGGUGGCUGGUACAGAAACCUGAGUUUUCCCCUGGGACUUCACUGAAUCCCCGGCUUCCAACACAAGUUACAGAUUCUGAGCUCCUGUGACUAAGGCUUGCCUGGAUUUUGACUACCUAGAGGUGGAGGAAGGUCAUGCCAAAGGCUGCUUAGAGCCCAGGGAGGGGUCGUGGGGCUCGCAGUCUGGCUUGGAGGACAAGGGCAUUGAAGAGUUCCUUGCAGUGGCCAGAGCUCCCCUGGGAACAGUGGGACCUGGCCCUGGGGCCUCUGGUUUCCAGGGCAGAUGCCUCCAGCAUACCAAGGAAGCUUGGCCAGUCCUAAGCCCGGCUCCGCCAGGCUGGCAGGAGAGUGGGGGCAUUUCUAGGAGGGCCUGACUUUCUUCAUCUUCCUGUUCCCACGCCCUCGCUUUGCCCUCCUGGGAGGCAGGGGGAUGGCCUGAGGCUAAGCCUUUGAACACAUUGCCCUUGCUCAGGCUAUACCUUGUGGACCCGAGCCCCACUUUCUUAGGGAUUUAGAAUGAGAUCCUUCAUUUACUCCUGAUUUAUUAGCCAAGGCAGCGGUUUCUAAUCUUGGCCUUAAAUUUCUCUGGGUUGGGGUGGGAAGAGGUGGUAGGGAGGCUCCCCUUGGUGGGUGAAUUCUGGUGGUACCAGAAUCUUGGAGUAAAGUGAAGUCUCCCCCAGCCUUCUGUUUCCUGUCUUGGUGGGGACCAAAGGGGAUUAAAUGUAGUGGGUCAAGGAGGAGGAUUUGAGCAUGGGCUCCAGAGAACACAGCCUGGGCAGGAAUUCUGGGUCUGGCCCCUUACUAGGAGUGUGAGCUGGGGAAAUUCAUCUGUAAAAUGGGGAUAUGAGGACAUCAGCCACAUAGGCUUGGUGUGAGGGCGAGAGGUGUUUUUCACUCCCACCCUGUGCCCUAACCUGUGAUCUCUUCUGGGAUAAACAUCGUGAAUACCCAGUAAGUGCUUGCUUCCCUCAUGUUCUCCCCCAUCCAUAAUUCCUAGAACAGUGCCUGCAUCAUGCUGGAUAGCUGACAGAUCUUUAUGAAUAAGUACAAAAAGAGUCCAUCCUAAAGAUGCGUAUUAGGACAUUGCAGCUGUGGUCUCUUACUCAAAUAACUUAAAAAUAUUACCUGUACGAUUAUUAAUGGUAUUCCCUACCUGUUCUUUAGAGGCAUCUGUCUUGGGACACUUAGGCAGGGUGGGCCCGCAUUUUGCAGGAGAAUCUAAUUUAAUGCAAGGAGGCAGUUUUCUCUGGGUACCUCAGCGAACCCUGUUGAUGGAGUCUGCAUUCUCUGCGGCCCUGGGGUGAGGUGGGGGUGGGAUGGGCUGGGGUCAGGGCUGUGGUUUUCUGUGAUCACACUGGAGGUUCCCAAGAGUCUAGGUUGUGUUCUUCCUAUAUUUACCGCCACCUGGUGACGUGGUACUCUUCCCUGUAGGUACUGAGCACAGGCUCAAACUUAAAAUUGGACUCUUAAGCCCCAGAUCCUCAGCUGGCCCACUGUUCUCUCAGCUCAGCCUCUGCACCCCUCCUGGAGGCAGCCAGACUGUUUCAGCUCUGUGUCUUCUCCGCUAAGCUGAUGGCAAAGGGGCUAGAGCACUGGCCCAAGAGUCGAUGCAGAUGGAUUUGAGUCUCUGCUAUUCCUUAUUUGCUUCUGCACAUUUGCUUAGUCUUUGAGCCUCAGUUUCUCCACCUAAACAAGCGAGGACCCUGACCUCCCAGAGGGGGCUCUAAGGAAUAUUGUGGUGUUUGGAGUUGGCUGAGCCACACAGCAGGGCAGGUUUGGGAACUGAGGAUCCACGAACCCCUCCCCGAAAGGAGCUGUGCCAAAUAGCGGGAUGUGGGAAGAAUAUUCACAAAGCACAAGUUCACCCCCUCCCCACCCCCAGCCAUGAUCGUUGAUCCACAAGACUUUGAUCAACAAGACCACAGCAAAGGAAAGGAUCUCUGAAUGUUACAUUACAGAUCGUCUGUACCCUUGGAAUGCUCAGUCUCUCUCUGGCUGAUUUAUACAUGGGCUGGGGACAUCAACUGGAUGAAGGCCAGGUGUGUGUAAGCUGGGGAAACAAGGUCAGGUCUCCUCAGAGGGAAAGUGUGGGCUCUGGGGAACCUGUGAGAUGUGUGUUAAACCAGGCACGUGAGCUCAGGCAGGUCACCCCACUCUCUGUGUCUCAGCUUCCUCGCCUGUGAAAUGGAGCUGAUCCUGGCCUCCCCGUGAUGCUCCUGUGCGGAAUAAAUGUGCAAGUGCAGGUAAAGGGCUUAGGAAGUAUUCGACGGAUGCUAACUGAAAUAAUGCCACAGUCUUGGGUUUGAACUUAGAAUCCGCGGAUAGCAUCCAGGUCGGGAACGCUCCCUGGUCCACUUAUGCUUUGAGUUUUAGGUAGCUGUUCUCGUCUCCGGUGUGGUUGGAAGAAGACCCUCCCUCCCUGGCUGUCCCUUCUGUGCGGGUCUUGGUGUCUGGGCUGUCCGGAAGGAGCUGUCAUUUACACCUGGAGGUCUGGGUCUGUUGGCCACACGGCUGCUGUACAGGUUGGGACUGCCGGCUAGGCCAGGAGACCUGGUAGCUGUGGACUCUCUAGCUUGGAGCAACCCUUCUUUGACCUCGCAUGGUGGAGAAGCAGCCCCAUGAAGGUGCCCAGCCAUGCAAUGUUCCUGGAAGGCCGUCCUCCUCCUUGCCCUGGCCUCAAUCGCCAUUCAGUACACCGCCAUCCGCACCUUCACCGCCAAGUCCUUCCACACCUGCCCGGGGCUGGCGGAGGCGGGGCUGGCGGAGCGGCUGUGCGAGGAGGGCCCCACCUUCGCCUACAACCUCUCCCGCAAGACCCACAUCCUCAUCCUGGCCACCACGCGCAGUGGCUCCUCCUUCGUGGGCCAGCUAUUCAACCAGCACCUGGACGUCUUCUACCUGUUCGAGCCUCUCUACCACGUCCAGAACACGCUCAUCCCCCGCUUCACCCAGGGCAAGAGCCCCGCGGACCGGCGCGUCAUGCUGGGCGCCAGCCGCGACCUCCUGAGGAGCCUCUAUGACUGUGACCUCUAUUUCUUGGAGAACUACAUCAAGCCCCCGCCCGUCAACCACACCACCGACAGGAUCUUCCGCCGCGGGGCCAGCAGGGUGCUGUGCUCCCGCCCCGUGUGCGACCCCCCGGGGUCCCCCGACCUGGUGCUGGAGGAGGGGGACUGCGUGCGCAAGUGCGGCUUGUUGAACUUGACGGUGGCCGCCGAGGCCUGUCGUGAGCGCAGCCACGUGGCCAUCAAGACGGUGCGGGUGCCCGAGGUGAACGACCUUCGGGCCCUGGUUGAAGACCCCCGGUUAAACCUCAAGGUCAUCCAGCUGGUCCGAGACCCGCGUGGCAUCCUGGCCUCCCGCAGCGAGACGUUCCGCGACACUUACCGCCUCUGGCGGCUCUGGUACGGCACGGGGAGGAAGCCCUACAACCUGGAUGUGACGCAGCUGACCACAGUGUGCGAGGACUUCUCCAACUCCGUGUCCACCGGCCUCAUGCGGCCCCCGUGGCUCAAGGGCAAGUACAUGUUGGUGCGCUACGAGGACCUGGCCAGGAACCCCAUGAAGAAGACCGAGGAGAUCUACGGUUUCCUGGGGAUACCCCUGGACAGCCAUGUGGCCCGCUGGAUCCAGAAUAACACGCGGGGCGACCCCACCUUGGGCAAGCACAAAUACGGCACCGUCCGAAACUCGGCGGCCACGGCCGAGAAGUGGCGCUUCCGCCUCUCCUAUGACAUUGUGGCCUUUGCCCAGAACGCCUGCCAGCGGGUGCUGGCGCAGCUGGGCUACAAGAUGGCCAUGUCGGAGGAGGAGCUCAAGAACCCCUCCGUCAGUCUGGUGGAGGAGCGGGACUUCCGCCCUUUCUCGUGACGAGGGCUGCGUGGGCGGGGGUGAGGGGCACGUGGUGUCGGUUUUGAUAAAAUGGACCGUUUUUUAACUGUUGCCUUAUUUCCCCCUCCCUCUCCUGCCCGGUCUUUGUGUCCUUCUCACUGCCCCACCCCGACCCCAACAGGCCCCGCCCACCCUCCACUCCUUCUGCCUCUUUUUGUCUCUGAAAUUUGCACUAUGUCUUGGACAGGAAUCACUGGGGCAGAGGGGGCGUGAAGCGGGGUAGAGCCCCCAGCCCACCCCCAUUCAGACACACGGCUGUUGGGUCUCUGCGUGGAUGGUGACAAUGUUUACAAGCACCACACUCACACAUUCACAUACACACCCAUGCACACACACGGGCGCCCACAAGGAGAGAUACCCCCAAACCGGGGAACUUCUGCAGCAUUUCCAGUGGCCCAGUAGUUGGGGUCUGGUAGUUUUGCACUGUCUUACUUCCACAAGGUAAGAGGGUAAAAACAAAAAGGCCACCUCUCUCUAAUUUAUGAAUGGUGUCUAAUCCCUCCCCAUCCUGCUUCUGCCCCCAGUGCCCACUGCCCACCUCCCCCGACCCCGGAGCAGAGAACAGUCUGCACCCACUCCCCCUCCCCGGCCUGCCCUUGCCUGCCCCUGAGCAGGUUUUUACUGUGAGGUGAAUGUGGACCUUGUUUAUUUUUUCCAGUCUGUGGCGAUGCUGUCUGUCUGUCUGUCUGAGUCUUGUGGCUGCCCCUGGACCAGUGACGGCUGAUAAAUCUUAUGGGUUUCUGAUUGAUCUCGGGGUCCAUCUGUAAUAUUUCUUUGUGCCAAAAGAAAAAAAAAAGUGGAUCAGUUUGCUAAAUGAACGUUGAAAUGCUUUAUCUGUGUUUUCUGUAAAUAAAAGAGUGCA
Messenger RNA from Enhydra lutris kenyoni (northern sea otter), 6679 nucleotides. Its product is annotated as carbohydrate sulfotransferase 1. Gene Ontology annotation, cellular component: Golgi membrane. Gene Ontology annotation, biological process: keratan sulfate proteoglycan metabolic process; N-acetylglucosamine metabolic process; carbohydrate metabolic process. NCBI's taxonomy places the organism in Eukaryota, Metazoa, Chordata, Mammalia, Carnivora, Mustelidae. Gene Ontology annotation, molecular function: N-acetylglucosamine 6-O-sulfotransferase activity; keratan sulfotransferase activity. The transcript is spliced from 3 exons. The record is from RefSeq and is a predicted model, not a curated record. The coding region runs from base 4561 to 5796 and encodes 411 amino acids.